AAAAAUGCUUGGAUACAUAAUAAACAGCUAAAAAUAGAACCCAGACCUCUGCUUAUAAAAUUGUGCAGCGUCAUGAUUUGAGGGACAAGCGUGUUGCCGAAUGUUGAAUUAGGGUGCUGUGGAGAGGAAAGGACAAAAAUGAAGGUUAUUAAGACAAAGGCCGAGUUCGAUGAACUCUUGAAAUCUGAAAGCAGUUUAAUCGUUGUUGACUUUUUUGCAACAUGGUGUGGUCCGUGCAGAGCAAUUGCCCCAAAACUCAAGGAGAUGGAGGAAAAGUACACCAAUGUUGUCUUUGCCAAAGUUGAUGUAGAUGAAAAUGCUGAGACAGCAGAACAAUGCGGUAUUAAUGCUAUGCCAACAUUCAAAUUGUAUAAAGGUGGAAAAGAGGUUGCAGAAGUUGUUGGUGCAAGUGAAGCCAACCUUAAAGCUGAAAUAGAGAAGAAUUUAUAGACUUCAACAGCAGAUCUUUUGGAAUAUGCAUUUUAAAAAUCAGCUGAUAAUAUAAUACAUUUCUCGUAAACCUUUUCACAUUGUCUAUCAGUUAUUAGGAAAUCAGAAAUCACAUUUCACUUUCUGCUGCCAAUUUUAUCUUAAUUGUAUUUUCAAUUGUUUAUGCAAUUUGCGUAUAAUUUAUUAAACCAUGUCACGUCAUUAAAAAAGAAA
Molecule: messenger RNA, 663 nt
Organism: Rhopilema esculentum
Lineage: Eukaryota; Metazoa; Cnidaria; Scyphozoa; Rhizostomeae; Rhizostomatidae
Product: thioredoxin
Molecular function (GO): protein-disulfide reductase activity
Source: RefSeq, a predicted model, not a curated record